Molecule: messenger RNA, 2240 nt
Organism: Hyaena hyaena (striped hyena)
Lineage: Eukaryota; Metazoa; Chordata; Mammalia; Carnivora; Hyaenidae
Gene: ADGRE3
Product: adhesion G protein-coupled receptor E3
Exons: 16
Coding region: 113-2032 (639 amino acids)
Biological process (GO): adenylate cyclase-activating G protein-coupled receptor signaling pathway; cell surface receptor signaling pathway
Cellular component (GO): membrane
Molecular function (GO): G protein-coupled receptor activity; calcium ion binding
Source: RefSeq, a predicted model, not a curated record
AGAUAUGUGUAUCAAGUCUCCUAAUAUUUCCUUGUGAUAGGAGAGGUGGUCAGCUUAAAAGCACAGUAAGGCGCUUCAAGAGCUGGCUGGCAAGGGUUACCUACAUGCAGGAAUGCAAGGGCCAUCACUCCUUCCAGGACUCUGUUUUCUGCUGAGUUUGUCAGAAGUUAUGGUUCAGAUGACCGAAGCAGCUACUUGUCGGUCCUGCCCCCAACAUGCUCUCUGUGUCAACAGCACUCACUGUACCUGCAACUCCGGAUACACUGCUGCGUCUGGGAGGAAAUUCUUCACAUUCCCCUUGGAGACGUGCAAUGAUAUCGAUGAAUGUAAGCCACCCAUUAGCAUAUAUUGUGGGUCUAACGCUGCAUGCCAAAAUGUCGAAGGAGGUUUCCACUGUCGCUGUAAUCCCGGAUAUGAACUCCUCUCUGGGGACACACGAUUUGAGAAUUCCAAUCAGAACACUUGUCGAGAAACCACUUCCUCAAAGCCAACCAAAGAUACAGAAGAGCUGCAACAUGUUGUUGAGAAAUUCGAGUCAUUUCUCACUAAUGACACUGCGUGGGAAACGGGAGAGAAGAGAAAAGUCGCGACCUGGGCCACAACUGUGCUCCAGACUAUAGAAUCGAGUGCUCUAGAAACUGCCUUGAAAGCCCCAGACCAAGAAAGCCAGAAAAUUCACAACAGUACUGUGGCUAUUGAAACCCUAGUUGUUACAAACAAUUGCUCUGAAGGAGGAAAGGUCUUCAGCCUGAACACCUACAUGAACUCAAUGGACAUCCAUUGCAAUGACGUCGUGCAGGAAAACAUGCCAGGUCCCACUGCAAUUGCCUUUAUUUCAUACUCUUCUCUUGGAAACAUCAUAAAUGCAACAUUUUUUGAAGAGGCAAAGGACAAAGACCGAGUUUACCUGAACUCUCAGGUAGUGAGUGCCGCCAUCGGGCCUGAAAGGAAUACAUCUCUCUCCAAGUCUGUGAUUCUGAAUUUUCAGCACGUGAAGAUGAAGCUCAGUAGCGAAAUGGCGGUCUGCGUCUACUGGAAAAGCACGAAGGAGGGCGGCCAGUGGUCCAGCGAUGGCUGCUUCCUGGUCCAAGCAAACCAAAGUCACACCAUAUGCCGCUCCACCCACCUGUCCAGUUUUGCUGUCCUCAUGGCCCUAACCAACCAGGAGGAGGAUCCCGUGCUGGUCGUGAUCACCUACGUGGGGCUGGUCCUUUCUCUGCUGUGUCUCCUCCUGGCAGCCCUCACCUUCCUGCUGUGCAAAGCCAUCCAGAACAUCAGCACCUUGUUGCACCUGCAGCUCUCAGUCUGCCUCUUCCUGGCCCACCUGCUCUUCCUCACGGCCAUCAACCAGACCAAGAUCAAGGUGCUGUGCGCCAUCAUCGCGGGUGCCUUACACUAUCUCUACCUGGCCUCCUUCACCUGGAUGCUGUUGGAGGGUCUCCACCUCUUCCUCACUGCACGCAACCUGACGGUGGUCAACUACUCCAGCGUGAACAGGUUCAUGAAGAGGCUCAUGUUCCCUGUGGGCUAUGGAGUCCCGGCUCUAAUUGUGGCCAUUUCCGCUGCAACCAGACCUUACCUUUAUGGAACACCUACUCGCUGCUGGCUCGACCUGAACCAGGGAUUCAUCUGGAGUUUCCUUGGCCCUGUCUGCGUGAUUAUCUGUGUAAAUUUAGUAUUUUUUCUCCUGACCCUUUGGAUUUUGAAAAGGAAACUCUCCUCUCUCAAUAGUGAAGUGUCAACCAUCCACAAUGUAAGGAUGCUGACAUUCAAAGCGACGGCUCAGCUCUUCAUCCUGGGCUGCACGUGGUGUCUGGGCCUCCUGCAGGUGGGGCCAGCCGCCCACGUCAUGGCGUACCUCUUCACCAUCAUCAACAGCCUACAGGGCAUCUUCAUCUUCCUGGUCUACUGCCUUCUCAGCCAGCAGGUCCGAAAAUGGUUCAGAGAGAUCAUGACAUCUAAACCUGAGUCUGAAACCUACACGCUUUCCACCAAGUUUGGCACAAACUCAAGAUCCAGUGAAAUGAACUGAAGAGAAAAUAUUCAAACUAGAACCUUCAACUCCACAUAGAAAGUCACACCCAUGGAUUUGGCUGACGUUGUGAAGAACAAAGCUGAAGACGAGCGGAAUCAUUACCUAUGACAUCCUUGGAGAGGAAAUGUUUAGCCUUUACUUCCUUAAGUGUUUGGUCUGCAUAAUGGGCUCCCAGUAAAUGUGUGUUGCAUCAGAUUUCUCUUCA